Molecule: messenger RNA, 4991 nt
Organism: Falco peregrinus (peregrine falcon)
Lineage: Eukaryota; Metazoa; Chordata; Aves; Falconiformes; Falconidae
Product: collagen alpha-1(I) chain-like
Exons: 3
Coding region: 1-1032 (343 amino acids)
Source: RefSeq, a predicted model, not a curated record
AUGGGCUCCUGCGUGGGGGUCCGGUGGGAACAAGGGAACAAACCCCGGGGGAAUGCCCCAUUGUCUGCGCUCCGCACCCGCCGCGCUCCCGGCCCCGCUCCCCCCGCGGCGGGGGCGCUCCCCAACCGGGGGUACCCGGGGGAGGGGCACCCCCCAUGGCCCACCUCCCCCCCCCCCCGGGCGGCGGGGCUCCCCGGUACGGCGCGGGCAGGCGGCGGCACUCACCUCCCUCCGGGCAGGGGGCUCAGCCCGCCGCCGGCUGCUCCAUGCGGCGCUGCCGGGGGCCUCCGGGCUCGGCUGGGCCGGCGGGGGGGCGCGGGGGGGCGGAAGGGGCGGAGGAAGCCGGAGCCGCCGGAGUCACCGCCGCCGCCCGGCGGGGCCGAACCCGGUGCGGCGGGGAGCCGGUGCGGCGGGGCGCGGGGGCGGGGGGAGGCGGGGGGGGAGCGGCGCGUCCGCCGCCCACCUCGGGCCGGGCGAGGGGCGCGGGGUCCGCCCGGGGCGGCGGGGCCUGCUGGAAGGAAGCGGCGCCCGGAAUCGGAGCGCCCCGAGCAGCGCGCCUGCGCCGGCACGGCUCGGCCCGGCACGGCGGGGCACGGCGCGGGGCCGCCACCUGCCGGGGACCGCCGCACCGCGCCCGUCCGCACCGGCAUCGGCGUCCGCACCGGCACGCGCGUCCGCACCGGCAUCGGCACCCGCGCCCGUACCCGCAGCGGCACCGGCAUCGGCACCCGCAUCCGCACCGGCACCCGCACCGGCACUGGCACCCACAUCGGUACCAGCAUCUGCACCCACAGCGGCACUGGCACUGGCAUCGGCACCAGCGUCCUCACCCACACCCACGCCAGCAUCUGCGCCCGCACCAGCACCCAUACCCGCACCUGCACCAGCAUCACCAUCUACACUGGCACCCACACCCAUACCCACACCUGCAUCGACAACAGCAUCCGCACCCAUACCUGCACCAGCACCUGUACCCUCAACUGUGCCCACACCAGCAUCAGCACCCGCAUCUGCACCUGCCCAGCAUCAUGAUCCACACUGGCACCCACACCUGUAUCGGCAACAGUACCUGCACCAGCACCCGUACCCACACCAGCAUCGAGCCGUGCUGCCCAGCCCCAGCCUCGUGCUGUCCCCCGGGUUCCUGCGUGGGCCGGGGGUGCCUGCUUGGUGGGUGCUUGCAUGGGCGCAAAAUAGUACUAAAAGUGCACUAAAAUACUAAUAUAAUAAUAAUAAAUCAACACUAAAUAAUAAUAAAAUGCUCAAAUAACAAAAUAAUUAUAUAAUCUCUAAAGUAAUGUAACAUAAUACAACAUAACAUAAUAUAAACCAACAUAAUAUAAAUAUACUGUAAUAUAAAUAUAACAUACUAUAGUAUCUAGAUGAUCUUUAAGGUCCCUUCCAACUCAAACCAUUCUAUGUUUCUAUGGUUCUACAAUAUAAUAUAAACAGCAAUGAUGAUGAUGAUGAUGAUGAUGGCAGGGGGUAGUGGGCUCCAGCUGCGGCCGGGCAGGCAGAGAGCAAGGGUACCCCUGGGCCAGGCACCCCCCCACCCUGACUGGCCGCAGCAUGGCAGUGCCCUGGGGGUGCCAGAGUGUGGGGGGCUGUUCCAGCAAGGGAACGGGAUGGAGGGAGGUCUGGGAGAGGGGAAAUGGUGUUUGGGCAUCCUGGCACGUUUCCUUGUCGGCCACCAUGCUGGUCCCUGGGGAUGCUCCGCAACCCGCUCAGUCCCCAGUGCAUCCAUCCGUGGGGAGGGGCGCAGGUUCAGGAGUGCUGGGGCAGGGCAGCAGGACUGGCAGGGCCCAGAGACCCCCCACUUGCCACCGAGAAGCCCUGCUGGCCGUGUGGGCUGCCGGAACGCUGAAGUGUGAUGGUGCCUCGGUGACACCGAGGUGGCUGUCACUUCCUGCUCCAGCGCUGCCGCCAUGUACGCCACUGCAGGAAGCCCAGGCACCGGCCUCCCGCCACUUUUUGGCUCCCACUUGCAUCCCCCCAUCCUCCAGCAUCCCCCCACCAAGGCAUGGGCGACCAAAAAACAGCCUGGCCAGGAGCACAGUGCCAGCAGCUCUGGUGGCCCAGGGAGGGUCUGAAUGCUUUGCUCCGAAGCCGUUGCGUGGGAAGAAAUUGUGGCCAACUUCCCUGCGCUGAGUGUGAUGCCCCCAGGGAUGGGGAGGGGGGAACCCUUCCCACCCACCUCAGCCCCUCUUCUGCUAGAUAAAGGAUGAGGGCUCAAAAUACAAGCCCUUCAGAGAGCCAGGGAUGCUCUCCCUGGGACCAGGAAGAAGUGAUGGAGAUGUGAAGGGGACAAGGGGACAGGGAGAGGCAGGGGACAGAGCUGGGGAGAUGCCCGUGGCCGAGGGAGCGGGUUGCAAAGCCCUGCUUAUUUCCAGGUAGCACAUCCUUGCUCCUACAGCGCGUGGGAAAGAGCCAGGGACCCGCUCUGGCGUCCAGCAUCCCAGGGCCUUCGCAGCCCCGAGUUUCCCCUGGGACCUGGCGGGUUCACUGAGCGUUGGGAAGGUGGGGAAGGGGCUCAUCCUCACCCAGCCCCCAUGCAGAGCGGUACUGGGAGGAAAUGAAACCAGCUCAUGCAUCUGUUUGCAUCAGAAGCGCACCCGCAGCUGCAAGCCCCAACCCACCCACGCAUGCAUCAGUGCACCCACCUUGGUUUGCACAUGCACCGGCAUUACCUGUGCCUGCUCACAAAUGCAGCUGGGUGUGCAAGUGUGCGUGCAGGGUGGGUGCAUGCACGUGCCAACAGCCGGUUGCACGCCCAGCACGCACAAACCCAGCAUCUAUGUCCUCUGCUCGGAGUAAAGGCACAGCCCACCAGGCUGAGCGCUCCUGUCCCGCCUGCCCUCUCCCUGCCAGAUCCCAUUGCUGGGGGCACAACGCAGCCCCCACCCCGCUGCUACGCAGCCCCCCCACCCGGGUGGUGCACUCAGGGGUGGAACAGCCACAGGGACCAGAGACCGAGGAGAAGGGAGGUCUAGCCUGGGUCGAGCAGAGGACCAGCAUCUUCUCUGAGCCACCACAGAAGGAAACUUCACCAGGGAAAAGUCCCAUCAGCUCCAGCAUUCCAGAAGCUGCUCAGUCUUGGAGGCUGAGCAAAGAUUUUCUCCCCCAAAAGGCAGAAACCGGCCAUUAUCCCCGCUGUGAAGCACUGCUCCUGGGGUUCAAGGCACGGGGGAGCCUGACUGUCCGAGGAGUGAAGCUGCAAAGAGAAAGAUGAACUCCCAAGGUCUGACGGUGCAGCAGGGCCAGCAGGAUGCAGGGGCAAAGCUCACCAUGCUUGGAGGAUCGGCUGCCACCAGCUCAGAUAGACAUGUCCCCAAAAGCACUGGCAGAAAGAAAAAUCAUGCAUGGCUCAGAAAUAGAGUUUAAGGUACAAUUCAGAGUUUUAUUUUAAGCUCUAGGGCACCAAGGGUGGAAUUUUUGACAUCAAGGGAUUGUCAUCAGUGUUGGGGACAAGCAGCAAAAGGGAGACACCCAAGAGUUAAUCCCCAUGGGGAGAUGAUUCCUGAUAACAGAUCUCACAAGAGAAUAAACAAGCAGCCAAAGGAAAGAAGUUAGAAAUAAAGGAUGUGCUUUUAUUGAGGAGGGUCAUUAAGUGUUGGAGCAACUUGCCCCUCUCUUCCAUCUGGGAGGAAGAGUGGUACCUCUAGCCUGUUUUGGGGCUGGGUACAGGAGGGGAGGACAUGCCACCACCCCGAAUGCUGGCACCAGGCAGGUGUCUCAGCUCGAGGGAGGUGUGUGGCUGCCUGAAGUCUUUCCCUGUGGGAAUGAGGGAGCUGGGAGCAGCCCCCGCUUUGGAAGAGGAGCUGAAGCUCAGCUGCCAUGGCUGGUCUGCUGACUCAUUUUAAAACCGACAAUAAAAGCAAUUGGCCGUGGAGUGAUAAAAGCUCCUCUGACUUAUCACCACCCCAAUUUCAGUAUCACAGCACUUGCAGGCUACUUGGGGAGUAAUUGGAUUGCUUAAUUGAGGAAGAUCAUUAGGGGAAAGCAAAGAUAGGGGAGCUGGAGUCCCUUACCUUCUCUGAGCAAUUGGGGCUUUCAUGAUGCUGAUCGAUGGAUUUGUUUAUCAGGAAGAAAUGAGGAAGAGGAGGCGGUGAAGAGCUGAGAUCCUGCACCUUGAAGCGAGCAGGGUGCCCCCAUCCCUUUCUCACAGAGGGUCCCUGGCUGGGGGGAUCUGGGGGUGGAGCUCUGCUCCAGAGCAAAGAGCAGUGCAGGGCUGAGCGACCUGGUUUGAUGCUCAGCCUGUGCUCGCUGCUCUCCUCCCUGCAUGCUGGAGGCUGCCUACACACCCGGCAGGGAAAGCAUCUGCUGAAGGAGCCUCCUUGGCUUUGAUCUUCCAGCCAUAUUGUCCAGGAGCAGGCAGGAGGCCUGGGGAUGGGGUUGGGGUGGCAGGGCUUGAAGGGGCAGUGUGGCUGCAGCACCCCCAGCAAGAAAAGUGGGACCUCACCAGGGGUCACUGGGCUCUUGGACGGGCCAGCAUGUCCAAGGAGAGGUGUGCGUGCAGGGACAUCAGACCAGGGUCUCAGGACAUCCUCCCACCUGUGCAAGCUGCCUGGAAAGGUCUCUUGCAUGUGAUGUCUCCAUUGGCAUCCAGGGGAGGGGAGAGAUGCCACCUGAAGAUGGGGCUUUAUAAAGUGGGGUGUUUUGCCUCCAACGCCACAAAGAGAAGGGCUGUGUGGGGAGGGAUAGCCACCUGCCCAUUUCUCUUCCCCUCGAGCCUCUUCCCUUUCCCUUCUCCAUCCUGAUGCUGGGGUGACUCUUUCUUCCAGGUCUCUGGUCUCCAGGCUGUACCCGCUGGUACUGGCAGCCGUGUCCCCGGUCAGGCAAUCAGCCCCUGAUAAAUGUAUCUCAGGGAGACCUUCCACCACCAAGGGGCUGUUUCACCUCAGUGAUGUUAAUAUUAAUCUGCUUAUCUGCCCGGCGGCUAUAAAACACUCAUCUCCAAAGGGAAAAAAAAAAAAUUCCCACCCUUCUUUAUA